UCGUCCUGCUGAAUGUGUUCUCCCUGCAGCGGAGUUCACGGUAACGGAGAGCAAGCGGAGGAAGAUGGAGAAGGGCACCGCGCAUCCCACGGCUCCUCCGGUGUGAUUUCCUCUACCUCACACUCACCUCACUCUUCCUCCCCGUGUGCCUGCAUCUUGGCUUAUCUUGGCUUUUUUUCCCCCCUCUUCCUUUUUGGCACAUGGAGGCGGAGCGGCGCUGCAUCUCCUAACGAAAACCUACCGAGGAGAUCUGACCGAAAACUGUAAAUGUGUGUGUGUCUGUGUGUGUGUGUGUGUGUGUGUGUGUGUGACCUAAAGGCGACUUGGAUGUAACCCUCACCGAACGAUCCUGGGAAUGAAUCACUCAUCAGCGCCGCGGUAGACGCGCUCGCGUCCUGCGCGUUAUCCGGGCCAGCGCGCGCUGAGGAUGCGGCUGGUGGCGCGGGCACCUGUCCUGGUUUCACACCGGCUCGGUGCGUCCCGGUAGACCGGUCGUGUCCGGUGCUGCGGUGUCCACAGGGGCCGACAUAGUGAUUUCCUUUUUUUUUUCGUUGAAUAACCGGAUCCGCCACCGGCAGCAGCCCGAGAGAUGGAUAACUACUCGACUUUACAACUGCAGUGUCUGGAAAUGACCACUAAGCGGAAGCUGAUUGGCCGGCUGGUGCCGUGCCGCUGUUUCCGCGGCGAGGAGGAGGUGGUCUCGGUGUUGGACUACUCCCACUGCAGCCUGCAGCAGGUCCCCAAAGAAAUCUUCAGCUUCGAGAGAACUCUGGAGGAGCUCUACCUGGACGCCAACCAGAUUGAGGAGCUACCCAAGCAACUCUUCAACUGCCAGGCCUUGAAGAAGCUGAGCAUGCCCGACAACGACCUCUCCAGCCUGCCCACCACCAUCGCCAGCCUGGUCAACCUCAAAGAGCUGGACAUCAGUAAAAAUGGUAUCCAGGAGUUUCCAGACAAUAUCAAAUGCUGUAAAGGUCUGUCUGUGGUGGAGGCCAGUGUCAACCCAAUCACCAAACUCCCAGAUGGUUUCACGCAGCUCCUGAAUCUGACCCAGCUCUUCUUGAACGAUGCCUUCCUGGAGUACCUGCCGGCUAACUUUGGCAGACUCUCCAAACUACGGAUCCUGGAGCUGAGGGAGAACCACCUGAAGACCAUGCCAAAGUCCAUCCACAGACUGACACAGUUGGAGCGGUUGGAUCUGGGUAGCAACGAAUUCUCUGAGAUGCCAGAGGUGUUGGAACAAAUCCACAACUUGAGGGAGCUGUGGCUGGAUAACAACUCCCUACAGUCGAUACCAGGGUCGCUAGGGAAGCUUCGCCAGUUGCGAUACCUGGACUUGGCAAAGAAUCGCAUCGAGACGUUGGACACGGACAUUUCCGGCUGCGAGUCCUUAGAGGACCUGCUGCUCUCCUCCAACAUGCUGCAGCACCUCCCUGACACUAUAGGAAUGUUGAAGAAGCUGACAACACUGAAGGUGGAUGACAACCAGCUGACCUCACUGCCUAACACCAUCGGGAGUGCGAAGCCCAAGCAAGGUCUGUCUCUGUUGGAGGAGUUGGACUGCAGUUGUAACGAGUUGGAGUCCUUGCCCCCCACCAUCGGGUACCUGCACAGCCUGAGGACCUUCGCCGCCGACGAGAACUUCCUGGCGGAGCUGCCCCGGGAGAUCGGCAAUUGUAAGAACGUGACGGUGAUGUCGCUGCGGUCCAACAAACUGGAGUUUCUUCCGGAUGAGAUCGGACAGAUGACCAAACUACGAGUCCUCAACCUCAGCGACAACAGGUUAAAGAAUCUACCGUUUACCUUCACUAAGCUGAAAGACCUGGCAGCUCUGUGGCUUUCUGACAAUCAGUCCAAGGCUCUGAUCCCUCUGCAGACAGAAGCCCACCCAGAAACCAAACAGAAGGUUUUGACCAACUACAUGUUUCCUCAGCAACCACGACAUGAUGAGGAUUACCAGUCGGACAGUGACAGCUUCAAUCCCACUCUGUGGGAGGAGCAGCGACAGCAGAGGAUGACCGUGGCGUUUGACUUUGAGGACAAGAAGGAAGAGGAGGACAACUCUGGGAAGGUCAAGGUGGAGAUAAACCUCAAGCGCUACCCAACGCCCUAUCCCGAGGACCUGAAGAACAUGGUCAAGUCGGUGCAGAGCCUUGUGGGCAAAAGCGCACACGCGGGACACGGGCACCAGCACCAGCACCAGCACCAGCACCAACACCAGCACCAGCACCAGCACCAGCACCAGCUGAGCACAGGCACUGCCACGUCGGCAGGAACCAACAUGGAACACACGCACCUCAGCAAAGAACCGUACGAACCGCCGUGGCCGCUACCACCUAAAGAGGUGACGGACAGAGAGAUGCAGGACUUCUCUCAGUCUCAGCUCAUGGAUCAGGGAUCGAUGCACAACUCUGGCAUCGACAUUCCCAAGAGGAAAGACAAAGAGGACCUGACGGAGAGCUCAGAGGACUCGAUGGGCGGCUCCCCCAACGACAUCCGCAUCUCCGACAUGAGGCCCACCCUGGUGGAGCCUCCCAUGUACAAGCCGAAGGUGGUGCUGCUGGGCAAAGACAAGAAAGAAUCGACGGACGAGGAGAUGGAUAAGCUCCACUGUCUGAACCACAGCGGCUCCUCGGCCACCUACUCCGACUACUCCCCCUCGCAGGGCUCCUCGGGCUCCUCCAACCCUCCCGCCAACACGCACUCGCACACGCACACGCACCCGCACACGCACCCCCACCCGCACUCCCACGCGCACCCGCACUCUCACGCGCACCCGCACCCUCCCGCGCUGCCGGCCCCCAACAAGGACCAGGCACCUCAGACACACUGGACCAACAGACUGGCUCAGUCGUUCCCCAAGCCCAUCGAUUCCAAGCCCCUGCUAUCUCAGAGAGAAACCCCUCCAUCGGGAACCCUGCAGCAGCGCGGCGAUCGGCGGCCACUCAGCGAGCCUUUCGACUGGGCCGAGGCUCCCCACUACGACAACACGGGCUUCGACGCCGAGGAGUCUCCCAUGGACCCGUCGUCAUCUUCUGGGAGUCAGGGGAACCCCCCGCUGGGCUCCAAGCCCCGCAGCCAGUCGACGCACGGACGCCGCCCGCUCCUCAGGCAAGAGCGGAUCGUGGGCGUUCCCCUGGAGCUGGACACCUCCACGCUGCCCUUCCACGGCAACCAACGCUCCGGCCCGGACAAUGACCCGCAGUCCUCCGCAUCGUCCCAGAACCCGUGGCAGAAUUGGACCCGAACCCCGAGCCCGCUGGAGGACAGAACCGCUUUCCCCUCCAAGCUGGACCUGACGCCCACGUCCAGCCCCAACCCCGACCGCAAGGAUCCAACAAUCAGACAGAUGCUGGAACAAGGUGCGGGGCCUUUGCCCGGCAGCUGGACGUACCACGACAAUCAGGGCGAGCAGAACAGGAAGGAUCAGCUCAGCGUCGGUGGCGGCGGCGGCGGCGGCAACAAGGUGACGGUGGUGAUGAGCAAGAGCUCGGACCGCCUGUCCCCCAUGAUGAAGGAGACGAGGUCCAAGUUCAAGAAGUCGCAGAGCAUCGACGAGAUUGACAUCGGCUCCUACAAGGUCUACAGUAUUCCCAUGGAGAGCUACAGUUCGUCCAUUGAGCAGCAGACCAGUUUGGACCGUCCGGACAUGGCCGGUUCUAUGGAGCAGACCAGCAUGUCUCGAUCGCAGUCUGCCCCCAUGUUGGACGACGAGAUGGGCUACCCAGGCCACGGCAACCACAACCAGUCAGGACAGAACCAAAAACCUGCCAUCCCGCACAAAGCCUACCACUUCGACCAGAACUACAAUCCCCAGGUGACCAUGGACCGCCGGGUGCCUCCCCCCUUCCCCAACACACCGGACUACGUCAACCACGCGUCCAAGGCCUUGGAGUACCUAAACCAGCCGGGCAAGACGUUGCCGAAGGAGUUGGUGAGCCCUCGGUAUCGCGCGUACCCACCGCUGGAGAUGUUCUCUUUCCCCCAAUCGCCCAUCAACCAGGACGGUCCGCCCAGCCAGCAGCAGCAUCAGCAGCAUCAGCAGCAUCAGCAGCAUCAGCAGCAGCAGCAGCAGCAGCAGCAGCCAAUCCCCACACAGCGCUCCAGGCCGGGGUUUCUGAGGAGAGCGGAUUCGUUGGUGAGCUCCACGGAGCUGGCCUUGUUCCGCAGAGUGCACGAAGCCCAGCAGGAGGCGCUGCAGGAGGCCCAGUACAGACAGCAGAUGGACCCCCCUCUCUACAGCCGGGCCCUUGCCUACUCCAGCCCCAUGGAGCACUCUGCCCUCGCCAACAUGGCCGACAGCCAGAGCCAGAUGCUGCACAACAAGAGGAACGGCCGCUACGACGACGACUACACCAACUACCAGGAGCAGAAGAAGCCCAUGAUCGGCUACCCGACCAAGAGCCUGACUCAGCGGCGCCCCCUGUCUGCCCGGAGCUACAGCACCGAGACCUACGGAGCAUCUCAGGCCCGUCCGGUGUCGGCUCGUCCCACCAUGGCCGCCCUGCUGGAGAAGAUGCCCCCGGACUACACGCUGGCCACCUGCCCCGAGAAACCCUCGGACGACACCAUCAAAGUAAGACCCGUCGUGCCACAGAAGCCCGAAGACAUCACCUCCAAGAUGCCUGCCGACUGGAGGCAGCAGCUGCUCAGGCACAUAGAGGCCAAGCGAUUGGACAGGAGUGGUGUCCUAAAGCACAACACGCUCACGCUGGGCAUGCUCUGUCAGGGCGGGGGUCACGGCCAGGGGCGCAGCAGCACUUUGAACUUUAACCUUUACAAUAACACUAAGCAUGAGCCCCCGGCCGGCCGCUGGCUGCCACUGCCUCCUCCGCCGUCCGCCAACACUACUCCUUCUCAGCAGGCCGCCAUGCUGGAUAAUGACCAGGAGGGGGUGUCAGGGAGCAACCAGUGGGCUCCCUACUCGCUCGGCAGGAGGGACGUCCCGCCUGAAAACCUCAUGAAAAAGAGCGGCCACUCCCACAACCCCUCCCACCAGUCACACAACACCAUGAUCGUCACUUCCUCGUCCUCCUCCUCGUCCACGACGCCUCAUCGCGUGGUCGCGCAGCAGGGCUACGACGGGAUGAUGACCAAAGGCGUCCAAUACCAGCCGGGGAUGCCCCUGUCAGUCGUCCCCUCCGGGGGGCCGGGGCAGUACCAGGGCAACAUGGUUCAAGCCCAUCCAGCUGCAGGUCAGGGUUACUCCAGCUCCGGCAUGCCCAUGGCCCUGUCCCCGUCCGGCAACCAGCCCCAGUACAACCCCCACGGCUCCCACGGCUCCCACGGCUCCCACGGCUCCCAUCAGCCCUCCCUCCCCGCCACCAACCCCCAGUACCACGGCAACCAGGGCAUGGUCCACAGCAACCAGGUUGUCAUGAACACGCACACCAACCCACGGCCUCAGAGCGCUCGCUGCCUGCUGCAGACCAAAGGCCAGAAGAGCACGGACGGUUUCCAGGAACAGUUGUGUGUGAGAAUAGAGAAGAACCCCGGUCUCGGUUUCAGUAUCUCUGGUGGCAUCAGUGGCCAGGGGAACCCCUUCAAACCCUCCGACAUGGGUAUCUUUGUUACUAGGGUACAGCAUGACGGGCCCGCCGCCUCCGCCCUGCAGCCGGGAGACAAGAUACUGCAGGCUAACGGACAUAGUUUUUUACACAUGGAGCACGAGACAGCCGUCUCUCUGCUGAAGAGUUGCCAGCGGACGGUGGACUUGGUGGUUCUGAGAGACAGCAGCAUGCGCUAAAAAACAAAAAAUAGUUUUAUAACAAACAAACAAACACAACGAAACGACAACAACAACGCUUCUCUUUUCGCUGCCCGUCGCCAUCCCACGCCACCGCCGCCCACCGAGGCUCGUGGAACUGAGGGAAAAACUUUCUCUUUUCUUUUCUCUUCUUUUUUUUUUUGUUGUACCUCUGUAGGGGAACACACAGAGACAUUGAUUUGCCUAUUGCUGGACCAAAGGCGAAUACCGGUGCCAAAUGUACCAUAGGGAACAUGUCGGCUCUUCUGUCCGCCGACGGUCAGGGCCCCCCCGCCGACGGUCAGGGGCCCCCCCGCCGACGGCCGGGCGGACCGCGGACGCGACUCUGGACUCGGGGGUCCCCCCACAGGGCUGCUGCGGUUCGGGGUUCUGUGGUCGUCGGGUUGCUCGGGGCAGUCGUCGGAUCGAUCCGCCCGAGUUCUUUGCUUUUGUCGGGCGGUUUGUGUUCGGGGCCCCGGAUUUCAUUGCUUUUCCUCCACUGCUUUUCUUUCUUUCAUUUUCUGAAAGGUUGUUCUGCGCAGCGCUGUCCACGAUCCCCGUCGUCCUUCCUGUCCGUCUCCUCUUUGGCUGCGGCCUUCUGCUUUUUCCCCCCUCUUUUGCCUUCUUCCACUUUCACGCGUUUUAUUGCCGCUCUUCUGUUUUUUGUUUUUUUCUAUUGCUUUUGUUUGUGUGCGCGCGCCUGCAGUGUAGAGAAAUUGAACAUCGUAAGACUUUCAUGCCUUGUGUACAUACACAGAAGAGCAGCAGCCUUCUUCUGGAGCUGCACUCUCUCUCCGGGGGGCCUGGACAGGCCGCUCUACGAGUUUAGGAUUAAUAUACGUAUCGUUUAGAAAAACUCUCUCUUACGAACAUCUCCAGGGAUCAUUUCUCCCCGAAUGGACGAUUUUCUAAAGUACAUGCCGCUGAGUUGAAAAAAAUUCGUUCCCCCUCGCCCAUUUCUGCUUUUUUUUGUUGUUUGUUGUUUUUAAAAAAAAUGUAUUUAAUUUUUUUCAAACUGUUGCAGUGCUGAAAAAAAGAGCCCAAGCAAUAUUUCUGAGGCUCGGCCCAUUGAGCUCCUCAGUGGAGUCCGACGUGUCCUGCAGUGCCAUCCACCGAGCGAGGCAUGCUCAUGUUUACACACACACACACACACACACACACACACACACACACACUGCCGUGCACAUGAACUGGCAUACACACACACAUGCGCAACACUGCACAUGCACUGUCCAUCUUUUUAGCCUGAUUGCGAUCAUAAAGCCACUCCCACACGCUGGUAACAUUAUUCACAAUAUUCGUGCCGUAUUUUCUAGUUUCCAACACCGUCGCGUUCCUUCUCCUAACUGUUCCCGUUGUGCGGUGGUCACGGCACGGCACGGCACGGCAGGGCACUGACUUCCAGUCGAGGCCGGUGUGCUAAAGUCGCCCCCCCCCCCCCCCCCCCCCCCCCCGGCGCGUGGCCCAGGUCCGGUGUGCUCACCUUCGAGAGGAGCAUGUGGGACUUCAGUGAGUAGGGAAGGGGGUUUGGCGUGGCCGUCAGCGGGGGUCACGGCCUCGGGCCUCCCUGUGGAAAGACACCAGAGAAGGGGGAGCGUCCCCGCGAGAAUCGAUAGACGCGCGUGUUAGUGUCUUAAUGGGUCAAAUCUGUUAACGAUUCCGAUUUUUCCUCUCCGAGACAAUCACGACAAAGAUCCGACCUCUGUCUCAAAGGCUUUUUUGGCUACACUUGAAAUUUCCGUGUGACUUUUUUAUUUUUAUUUUUAUUAUUUAUUUAUUUUAAACCUGAGAGUUGACACGGUGCACAGGGGAAUUUUAGAUAUAUAUAUAUAUUUUUUUUGUCAAUUUCUUUUUUCGGGACUCACCUGUGGACUUGAUCAGGUUAUUAUUACUAAUAGGACGUUACAUAGAGCAGGGAAGGGAAAAAAAAAGAAAGUGUUCCAGACUCCAGAUCCAGAUGAGGAAGUUUCUGGCCAAUAGGCUGGAGUCGUGAAAAUGCGAUGAAGAAAAAUCCAGCCUUCGAUUGUCACGCCACAGAGAUACUUAGGUAUCGAUGCGACGGAAGGGGAAGAGAGAGUGAACGGGUUCAUUUUCUGUCUUGGUGCAAAUGAAACACGCGUCCGCGACGCAAACGUCCCUCACCGGCUCUUUUUGCUUUGCUCGCUUGACACGACGCCGUCGUCCUGUGUCCAUUUUGUGUCACCUACCCCCCCCCCCCCCCCGACACGCAUCAGAACUCCAACACAACGGACACAAAAUGGCACAGAUCAGUCGCGUGGUUGUGACGUCGACCACCGGUUCCCACCCCAUGUAGAGUUUGAAAUAUCAAAGAUAUUGUGACGCCAACGGGCGGAGAAGAGGAAGAGAAAAAAACAAAAGGUUUGAUAAUAUAAUUAUUUUUUACUACAUGUUUCAGGUAAUUCUUUCUAAAUAUAUUGAUAUACCUUAGCUUUGCUCAAAAAUUGUGAUAUUUUAUAAUGACACUUAUGACAAAGGUUAUGGACGGAGGCACGCACAGUGCGACUUGGAGACCUACACAUGUACUUAUCCAAAAAAACCUGUAUAAAAUGUAUUUCUACUGUAAUUGUGAAUUUUGUGUUAUACAAAUAUAUAUUAUAUAUAUAUAUAAAUAUAUGUACAUGGCUAUAGAAACGGUCAUUCUUUUUUUUUUUUCUAUGUGUUUAAACUACAUAAGAGCCGGACAAGAAACGCUGAGGACGGUGUGACUGUACAUAGCUGUGAAUGAGGUCCAGUUUUCAAAAUGAUUCAUAUUGAUCGUGAAUGUACUCAUGCUUUCUGCAGUACCUACACCUUCCCAACUUGAAUGCUGCUUCUUCUGUUGUGUGACAUUUAAAAAAAAAAAGAAAAAAAAAAGUACUUUGACCUCCGGGGGGAGGGAGAGGGAGAGGGAGAGAGAGAGAGAGAGAGAGAGAGAGAGAGAGAGAGAGAGAGAGAGAGAGAGAGAGAGAGAGAGAGAGAGAGAGAGAGAGAGAGAGAGAGAGAGAGAGAGAGGUCAGUUGGACGAGCUUUAGUGGCGAUUUAACAGAACAAUUUCUUUCUUUAUUUAUUUGCACAUGCAAGUUGAAAUCCUUCCAGUUUUAAGUUUUGAGUAUUAACGCGGAGAAAUGUAAUUGCUGAAGUAUAUAUAAUAUAUAUCAUGUGUUUAGAAUGCAUUUUGCAGAACGCUAUCUGUACAUACUAUUUAAGAUACAGUUUUUACAAAAAAAAAAAAAAGUCAUAUAUGUAUAAAAUUGAAAAGAUGCUGUGCAGCGGUUGUACUGGAGCCAUUUUGGGCUUUGGGACGUACCAUUUUUUCAGUAUAUAAGAAGUGUUUUGAAUAAUGUACUAAAGUCUCUAUUGUACAAAUAAUAAAAAUGUCACUAUUGGUAA
Messenger RNA from Scophthalmus maximus (turbot), 9136 nucleotides. It is a transcript of the gene lrrc7, whose product is annotated as leucine rich repeat containing 7. The coding region runs from base 590 to 5746 and encodes 1718 amino acids. Gene Ontology annotation, biological process: neurotransmitter receptor transport postsynaptic membrane to endosome; neurotransmitter receptor transport, endosome to postsynaptic membrane. The record is from RefSeq and is a predicted model, not a curated record. Gene Ontology annotation, cellular component: adherens junction; postsynaptic density; postsynaptic membrane. Lineage: Eukaryota; Metazoa; Chordata; Actinopteri; Pleuronectiformes; Scophthalmidae. Gene Ontology annotation, molecular function: protein binding. The transcript is spliced from 33 exons.